Molecule: messenger RNA, 2718 nt
Organism: Tetrapisispora phaffii CBS 4417
Lineage: Eukaryota; Fungi; Ascomycota; Saccharomycetes; Saccharomycetales; Saccharomycetaceae
Gene: MSC3
Product: Msc3p
Exons: 1
Coding region: 1-2718 (905 amino acids)
Source: RefSeq, a predicted model, not a curated record
AUGGUAUUUGGUUUAAACAAGAAGGAACGGAAAGUCCCCGAUCUUUCUCGGUAUGAUUACUACUAUCAAAAUAAACAACAAGAUGAGCAGAAUACUGCGCAACAACAUCAUCAUCAACAACAGCAGGUAAGACAUUCUUAUCUUCCUAGUCAAAAUCGUCAUUCUUCAUACUCUGAUUUUCAUUCGGCUAACAGAAGACAUGCAUCGACGGCAUCUGCACAGAAACAAAGAGCAUAUUCAGUCACAGGCCAUAAUGAUGGAAGUUCAUAUACUGUAAAAAAUCCAACUUCGAAUCAAAUAACAACAACGAAAACUAGAUCAUUGGUCCCGCCACAAAAGACAAGGACCGCAAGAAGACCGUCUAAUAACAGUAGAUCGUAUUCAAUUAAAUCACAAAAUAGUAACACUGAUCAAACUAAAAGAUUGAACUCCAUAAAUUCAGUAGGUAGUAAGCAAAUUAAUAACACAGGACGCAACCAUAAGAAUAAUGGCUCGAGAUCAAAUUCAAUCACAGUGCAAACUACAGAAAUUAAGGAUCCGAAUGGUAAAACACAAUCCAUUACAAGAAAGACGGUUAAAAGAAUGAAUGGCUUUGAAUACGUAGAGACAACAACUACCACUACUACCACGGUGAAGAAAAAAUCGCCAAUGAAAUCGAAACAAAAAUCAAAAAAUAGAAACAGUGAGAUUAAUAGACAUUUUCAAGAGUUUAGCGGUGACUACAUUGAGGAAGAUGGCUAUACUAACAUUGGGAAUAAUAUUGAUGACAAUAAUAAUGCAAGUGACGUUGAAGAUGAGUCACCUUAUGAGGAUGAACAAAAAGACGUUGAAUCUGUCACCGAACCUGAUAAUAACGAUUUUGUUGACAGUGUUAUUGAAGAAGAAAAUGAAAUUGAUAUAAUUGAAGAAGAAAAUCAUGGACAUGAUGACGAAAAUGCCUUAUUUUUAGCUGACUCCGGCAGUGAUAAAAUCCAUAAGCCACACAACUUGAGAGCAUUGCUAAUGCCAAAAGAAACGCCAUUAGAAAAAGAUGAAGACAUAGUUCCAUUGGAUAAUACAAGUAGUAUAUCGAAGUUUACUGAAGCAAGAGAAGAGGAAUCCAUUUCUGAAGUUAAUAAUAAAAAAAAUGAUAAACAGGUUCCAGUAAAUGGAUCUUCAAGAAAUUCAGAAAUUCCAGAACAAAAGAAGAAACGUAUUGUGAGAGCUUCAUCUGUACCUUCGAAUUUGCGUAGCAACAAUUCAAGUUACUCAAAAUUGAAACCUAAAGCUAGUGGUUCUAAUCUAAGGAAAGCACAUGUACCUUCAGAACCAAAACCAAAAAAAAAAUUAACCGAAGAAGAGAUGUACGCUGUAGCAUAUGAGAUAGCAAGAAAAAAAGUCUACCAAAAUAGUGGACUAUCCCAUCCAGAAAUGAAUGGCAUGCAAUAUGCAAACCCUCAACCACCUGUUAUUGUAGAAGAAUCAAAAGGUAUGAGUAAAAUGGCAAAAAGAAUGUCUGUAAGGCAAAAACCUGUAAUAAAUUAUCAAGAGGAUCAUCAAAGACAAAACUAUGAAGUUAGCUUGGAUGCAUAUUCUCAAAACUCAAGAAAGAAUUCAGUUGCUUCAACAUUACCAACAUCGCUUAAUAGUAAUAAAAAGGCUCUAGAUAUCCAUAAACUACACAGUAAUGAAAAACAUGCACCACCCAUUAAGAAAACAAUGACCGACGAAGAAAUGUAUGCGAAAGCUUUACAAAUUGCUCAAAAAAGAUUUAAUGAUGAUAAAACUGCGAACAGCAUGUCAUUGAGUCAACCAGAGCCGAUAAUAGUACAAGAAUCAGCAACUUCUUCAAUAAAUAAAAAAAUAGAUAUUUUACCAAGUAUUGAGGAUAAUCCACCACAUGCAAAAGUGCAAUCUAUUGGAACAGAAGAAUAUAACGAGGAACCAAGAGAAUUUGUACCAGAAGCCAGCAUGGCAAAAUCCCCUAUGAAACAUAGACUUCGAAAAUUAUCCUCAGUUAGUUUAGGUAAGAAAACAAAGAAUCCAGAGAUUACUUCUAUUCAAACCAAUAAUGAGAUAGCGGAAUCUCCAAAUAAAUCGAAAUUAAAAAACGUGUUCAAUAAGGUUGUACAAUUUUCUCAAGAAAAUAGUGGUUAUCAACCACCUAAAAAAGAUCGCCAGUAUCAAGAAGAAAAAGUUGCUCCAGAUGCUGGUAAUGAACAUAACACAAAUUUUGUUAGGUCUGCAUUCGAUGCAAAUGAAGAACAUGAACAGAGAGUCAAUUCAAAUUUACAAAACAUGGCACCACCUCCAGCAGUUAAUGGCCAAAUGAACAGAAUUUCAACAAAUAAUGAAAACACAGGUGCACAAUCUAUUAAUUACAAUACGUUAGAAGCUCCUACUGUUACAGCUGGCAGUUCAAAUGUUGGCGGGGCAAGCAUAAAAGAUAGCACUAUGGAGUCCGUUAAUAGGCAAAAUACUAAAAGUUCAUCAAGAGGAGCACCUCCAUCAAUAAAUGAUUCUACUUUGUUGAAUAACCAAAAUUCUAAUAUUAUCAUAAAGACGAACAAUCAAGCACCUGUUAAUUCCCAGGCCAGAGAAUAUGCUUCAGUUUCUAAUGUUGAAACUGCUUUGAAUAAUUCAGGACAACCAAUAAAUGUUCAAACACCUAAAACGUCUAAGAAUGAUAAUAAAACUAAGAAGAAGAAAAGUUUCUUUGGCAAACUCUUUAAACAUUAA